ACAAAGAAGGUGGUGAAGCUUUGUUAGUACUGCUGCCCUCAGAAGAAAAAGGCAUGGUAGAACAACUGGCGCAGAGGAAAGUACCUGUCAAUGAAAUAAAAAUUAAUCCUGAGAAGAUUACAGACAUCCAGAAGAGGAUGCAAGCUUUCUUAGCUCAAGAUCAGGAAUUAAAAGAGAAAGCUCAAAGGUGUUUUGUAUCCUACUUGCGUUCAGUUUACUUAAUGAAGAACAAGGAAGUAUUUGAUGUUUUCAAAUUGCCUCUAGCAGAAUAUGCCCUGUCACUUGGUCUUGCAAUGGCACCCCGUGUGAGGUUUCUUCAGAAAGUUCAGAAACAGUUGUCAGCGAAAGAGACAUCUGAAGAGAGAAAUCCCUUGAAAGAAACAGAGCAAAACAAAAAUACCGUCUCCCCACCGAAUAAGGAAGGAAUGGAAGAACGCAGAAUUAAUUCAGGUGGAAAGUUGUCUGUUAACAGAUCAGAGGAAAAGGAGAGAAGGAAAGAAACUGAACAAUAUCCUUCUUCCCGUGAAAGCACUGAAGAGAGUGAGUCUGAAUGUGAAUCAAAAGAGGCAUUUGAGGAGGAGGAAAAAGAAGGUGCUUUGGCAAGCCGCGUUCCAAACACAAACUCCAUGCAGUUCUUUGAAGAUGAUGACGAUGACGAUGAUACUAAAGAUCUUGAUUUGCUGACAGUGAAACGACGGGAUGUUUUUGACUUGGAAUCUAAAGACAGUCCAGCGCUGGAAGCAUCGUUUGCUGCAUAUGUUGUUGCCUCAGUCACCUGAAGAGGAGGCUACUGACAUAUCCAA
This is a messenger RNA of Meleagris gallopavo (turkey), 803 nucleotides long. NCBI's taxonomy places the organism in Eukaryota, Metazoa, Chordata, Aves, Galliformes, Phasianidae. The record is from RefSeq and is a predicted model, not a curated record.